This is a messenger RNA of Cyprinus carpio (common carp), 2402 nucleotides long. RefSeq names its product F-box only protein 9-like. Gene Ontology annotation, biological process: SCF-dependent proteasomal ubiquitin-dependent protein catabolic process. Gene Ontology annotation, cellular component: SCF ubiquitin ligase complex. Lineage: Eukaryota; Metazoa; Chordata; Actinopteri; Cypriniformes; Cyprinidae. Bases 165 to 1433 code for a protein of 422 amino acids. Gene Ontology annotation, molecular function: protein binding. The transcript is spliced from 13 exons. The record is from RefSeq and is a predicted model, not a curated record.
CUCAGAGAGCACUGCUGUCACGUCACUCGUCGCGAUGGCUGCCGUGUGGCGAGCUCGUAAAUUUGCCCGCAGUGUCUUCCGCUUCUCUGAUCGUGAUCUGUAAAACAUUCGCUGAAAGCUCGUCUUUUAACGCGACAUUAAAAGAGCUCGCAAAAUAAGCUGUUAUGGCUGAAAGCAACAAAAACACUGAUGGCACUGUUGAAGAAGGAGAGGGUGAGAAUACAGAGGAUUCUGAUCUGCAAAUGGAGCUCAGUGCUUUUCGGGCAAAGUGGAUGUCUGAGCUUCAGCCCAGCUCAGGUGGAAAGAAAAGUGUCUCCAAAUUUGCUGACCUGAAGAGGAAACAGGAAAUUGCUAGAGAGGGGAAGGCCCGAGAGCUGUUCCUAAAGGCUGUCGAGGAAGAACAGAAUGGAGCAGUUUAUGAAGCCAUCAAGUACUAUAAGAGUGCAAUGCAGCUGGUACCGGACAUUGAGUUUAAGAUCAACUACAGCAGAACUCCUGAUCCGGACCGCAGUGGCAGCUACUUGGAGGACAAUGAGAACGAUCGGGAGAUAGAUGAUCUACUGACGUACUUCCAGCAGCAGCUGACAUUGUGCGACGGCACCAUGAAGCUGUGUGAGCCUGCGACAGACUCGACUCAGUUGCACAUCUCGGCUUUGCCCUUCGAGGUGCUCAUGUAUAUCUUCCGUUGGGUCGUGUCAUGUGACCUGGACCUUCGAGCCUUAGAGCAGCUUUCCCUGGUUUGCAGGGGUUUUUAUAUCUGUGCUAGGGACCCUGAGAUUUGGCGGUCUGCCUGUUUGAGGGUGUGGGGGCGAAGCUGCACCAAAAUGCUGCCAUUUUCAUCCUGGAGAGAGAUGUUUUUGGAAAGGCCACGUGUACGCUUUGAUGGUGUUUACAUCAGUAAAACAUCAUACAUCCGUCAGGGGGAAGAGUCUCUUGAUGGCUUCUACAGGGCUUGGCACCAGGUGGAGUACUACAGGUACCUGCGCUUCUUCCCUGAUGGUCAGGUGAUGAUGUUGACCACACCCGAGGACCCUUUGAUCACUGUCCCAAGGCUGCGCAGCAAGAACUCCAGGAUGGAUUCCGUCAUGUUUGGCCAUUUUCGGCUGUCCCAGGAUACGGACAAUCAAACCAAAGUAUAUGUUGUUGUCUCCAAGAGAAAAGAAGAGCAGAAGGUGGCGGAGUACCAGAGGAGCCGGUUCUGCAGGCGGAACCCAGCACCCGAAGCAGAACGCACCUUCCAUGUAGGACUGCAGCUGUCCUCUGGGGGGCGUCAACGCUUUAACAAGCUGGUGUGGAUCCACCAUUCCUGCCACAUCACCUACAGAUCGACUGGAGAGACCAUUGUCACUGCAUUUGAUGUAGACAAAAUGUACACGCCUCUGUUUUUUGCACGAGUGAAGAGCUACACAGCCUUUUCAGAGCAUCCACUGUAGGACGACUCAAGCAAUGCAUGCAGUAACUCGACCCUUGACCCCUCAAGAUUUACACCUCACUGACACCUCCAUCUGCUCGCCCUACUGCUUCCAGCCCAGGCUCUUUCUUAUGAAUGUAAACGAAUGGUGUGACAUUUUUAGAUUCCUAGUCUUAACUGUACUCAAAGAAUUAUGCUUAGUUUUCACAAUAGUGCAAGAUCUGUCUCACUCUAAUUGUAAAGAUAAAGAUUCUCUCUCUCUCUCUAUAUAUAUAAGAUUGUAAGAAGUUUCAAAUGGACUGUGAUGAAUGUUCAGUUUGUUUUUGUGAAUUUCAGUGAGGGAAUAUGUCUGCUGACAACUGGAAUAUUUUGCUCUACUCAGAAAUAGAAGGGAAGGGUGUUAUAGACAGAUUUCAGCAGAUUUGUUAUAACAUCAUUUUCAGUUUAAGUUGAGCUUGUUUUCCUUGGUGGACCCUGUAGUUUAAAUGUCUUUAAAUCAAGCACCCUUCAGAAAUCAGGUCUAGAAUUUGAUGAAAAUGAUAUAUAUAAUCCAUCUAUAACAUGCGCAGAGAGUUGGGAACUGAUGGGGAUCCACUGAUAAACCUUUUUUAUUUUAUGUGAUUAUUUGUUGUAGUUUGCCAUGGUUAUGGAAAUCUGAAAUAUCAGGGAAGUUUACAUUUGUGAUUUCUAGGCCUGAAGAAGGUGUUUUUUACUUUCUUAGCUCUUAAGUAUUUCCUUGGGUAGAAACUGCUUUUUAUUUACAAUGAUUUUUGAAAAAAUAAAUAAAUCAUUAUCCAGGAAUCACAAAUGACUAUAAAAGUACUGGAAAUUCAUUUAUCAGUUUUACUGUAAUUUAUUAAAGUAGAAUUCAUUUAAAGCCAAUAAGAGAAACCUUUCAAUACUUAAAUCCUCGAUAUACCUGAAAUCAAAAAGACAAAUGAACAAACACUGACACCGGAUACAUUUCCAAAUAAAAAUCACUUUAUUGUUA